GACAAAAUCACGAAAAUUACUAAUUAUUUUCUUAAACAAAUCUAAAAAUUUCAAAAUUACAAAUUAUCAUAUUAAAUUUGUAAUAUACCUACUAAUAAUUGAAAAAUAUAUACAAUGCCACAUGUACGUUACAUAACUAUAUACAACACGUCUAGUUGUCAACUACCUAUAUCCGUAGACCUUAUACUCAGUAAAAGGUCUAUGCCUAUAUCUAAAUAAAUAACAAAUUAUCAAAACAACAAAAUAUGUUGAUAUUUUAUUUUUCUAGCCCAUUUGUCAGUAUAAUAUGUUAACCCGCAUCCGUCAUCGUCAGCUGGGGUCAGGUAACAAGUAACAAUAUAAUAUAUAAUAUGUACUAUAUCCGGCGUGUUUAACAACCAAACAGGUCUAUAAAGUCUAUGGUAACAACAUUACAUUUACAACAGGCAACAAUUAAUAAUUUAAUUUUCUGCUGUUUAUAAUAAGUAGGUAUUAUAAAAUUAAUUUAAUUAAUAUAUUCUAAAUACCUAUCCAAACAUACUAUAUAUAUACUACCACCACGAUUUAAGAUAUAUAGAUAUAUAUAAGGUAUAUCUUAAAUCGUGACUACCACCAACACUAACUAACUAUAAGAUAGCCAGUGCCACUAGAUGAUAAAAAUAAAUGCCGAUAAUGACACACACGGCACACAGUUUUAGAAAAUAGCGCGCACGAGACACGACAUCAUAUUUGAUAACAGUAGAAAGCUGUUAUCAUUGAGAAAAUCAGGCCAAUGACCAAUCUACUAAUCUAUUCUAGUAUUCACUAUUCUCUCAAUCAGAAUAUAAUAUUAUAUUUUCUAUGUUUUCGACGUAAUCGACGUUUAAAGGCUUUGAUGUUCCAAGUUGUAACUCGAAAUUGACUAAUUGUAAUACUCUAAUGCUCGUUAAUAGGAAUUACAAUGUAAUAUCGAUUGCCAUUAAGUAUUUUAUGUUCUAUAUUAAUUAUCGUCCAUUAUAAAUAACUUUCAAGUACGAGUAAAUUAUUGUUUGAAUUCUACGAGCAAUGCAAACUAAAAUGGACAAAACCGAAGAUUCGUUUAAUAACAAUUACACUGCUUACGAAUACUCAAAAGAAGAUGGGAUCAGGGACAAGAAACACUACAAUGGUUACCAGCACAAAUCAUCUCAAUAUGACGAAGUUGUAGCUCAAUUGUUUUCUAAGCAAUUUUGUAUUCCAAAUCAAAGCAAAUGGAAACUUCCUGACCCAGACACCAUGCUGAGUCACUGUACAUGGGAGUUACCAGAUUUUAUACAUUUAAAAAAAUCUCUUAAUUCAGUCAAGGAUAAACUUGAUGAUUUUAACUUAGCUGAGUGGCAUAAAAAUACAAAACAAACAAAUCCAGCUGGUAAAGUCAUAUCUAAAGUUAGAGGAAUUGGACAUCCAGAAUUAUUGACUGGGGCUUGGUUGAAGUUUUUUGAACUAUUAAAUGACUAUGAACUAAUACCGCAAAAAAGUAUUGAAAAUGGUAAAUUGAACAGUGUACAUUUAUGUGAAGCACCAGGUGGUUUUAUUUCUGCUCUCAAUCAUUUUAUUGCUAGCCAAGAAAUAGAUGUUAAAUGGGAUUGGGUAGGAGUUUCAUUAAAUCCAUAUCAUGAAGGAAACGGUAAUCCUGAUUUAAUAAAUGAUGAUAGAUUCAUGUUAUUUACAAUAAGCCAUUGGUUUUUUGGUAAGGAUCAUACUGGUGAUAUUUUCCAAAAAAACUUCUACAAAGAUUUAUAUGCCUAUGUUAAAAACCGUUUUGGCGAAGAAGCAAAUUUGGUUACAGCAGAUGGAAGUAUGGACUGUCAAAAUAAUCCUGAUGAACAAGAAAACGUAGUAAUGAGACUUCAUAUAGUUGAAACUAUGGCCGCCUUAAUGAUACUUCAAGAAGGUGGUACUUUUGUUCUAAAAAUGUUCACUAUGUUUGAAUGUAAUUCUUUAUGUCGAAUAUAUUUAUUAUGCUGUGCUUUUGAUUCAGUAAAAAUAAAAAAACCAGUUACUAGUAAACAAGGAAAUUCUGAAGUUUAUAUUGUAUGUUGUGGAUACAAGGGCUUACAACAUGUGGAACCCUGGAUUCAUAAAUAUUUUGCAACUAUUGAUCGUACUGUGUCUGAUUAUUGUUUGUUUCCAUUAAAAGAAUUGCCUAAAACUUUCUUAUCAUCCAUGUAUAACUGUUCAAAAUACUUUAGUGAACUACAAAUGCAAAUUAUUGAAAACAAUAUAGAACGAUUUAUAAAAAAAAUUGAAAAUGACACUAAAUACUUAACUGAUUUACAAUAUUGGGUUGCUAAAACAUAUGUUCAGAAAUAUAGAGUAAAACCAAUUGACCCAUCACAGGAAAUAGUUGGACAAAAUAAACUUCAGAGUUUUCAGUAUGAUUUGCCAAAAGUUUCUACGAAAUUAGUCAUGGAUUAUUCAUUUUCUGAAAAACAGCGUAGGAUAGAAUAUCAAGCAUCAGAUGAAGCAAAGUUACUUCAAGAUGAAGUGAAUAUGUUUAAACAAUAUCAAUGGCAGUAUGAAUCAUCAGUUUUGUGGUUUACUGCAGAGGAUGCCAAAAUUCUCUUAUCUGAUUUUAAUAUACAAAUGGGUAAACCUAUUUCUGUGAUACGUAACUCUAAAUUUUGUGUGAAUACACUAAUCGACUAUAGUAACCGAGCAAGAUCAUUAUUUACUAUUCCAAUUGAGGAUAAUAUUAAGCGUAGAGAUUACUUUUGGCUUCAAAUUCCAAGACAGUCUAUUAAUGGACAGUUAAUUGUUUGUGACCUAACAUCGAUAUAUAUUAGUGAUUGUAUCAAUAAUAAUAGAAAACAACAUGAUUCUUUGAUUGCUAUCUUAGAGUCAUUUGAAAAACUUCAAACUUCUGAUAGCUUAUUAGUAAUCGGAUAUCCGUUGCUUACUCAAGUGAAUGUUGGUGUUUUCUUUAUACUUCUUAAUAUGUUCCUAAAGACUGGUAUGAUGAAACCUGACGAAAUGGGUCAUGCUUUUGUGUUUUGCUCAAAAGUUAAUGAUAAACAUGUAGAUGAAUUAAUAACUCUUUUAAUGAAAUUAAAAGAGUAUAUUAAAGAUCCUAGUAUCAUAGAUAUAGUUGAAAAACAAGAACAAUCUUUGAUAUCAUUCUUUCCAAUUCAGAAACUUAUGUUUCAACCUAUUUAUAAAGACAUUGUUACUGUUAAUUGUUUGGUUAUAAUCAAUGAAGUGAAAAAAGCUGUUUGUUCUUAUUUGCAACAAUAAUGUAAAAUUUGUAAUCACAAAAAGAUUAAUUUACCUAAUGUAUUAUUUUGUUUAAAUUUUACAUAAUUUAAAAUGUAUAGUCCACUAAAAAAUAUAGAUAUUUUGUGAUAAUUAUUUUUUAAAUUAAUAUUAUAUAAUAUAUUAAUAUUGUUAUUAUGUUUCAUUAACAUAUUAAUUAUUUAUUUAUUUAUUUAUUUAUACUCAACUUAUUUUACAAAUAUGUUCUAAAGUAUGUUUGAGAAAUAAUUUAAAUACCAUUAUGUACCAAUGAAUAUAUUUUUCUUAUAUUUUGUAAUGUACUAAUCAAAUCUAAAUAGCAUAUUGUGAUUAUUUUUGGAAAAGACUGAUGGUUGAGAUAUUUUAAGUCAUUAAUUAAUUCUAGCAUAAACAUAUUAAAAACAUAUUACAUACAUAUAUGUAUACAAUAAUUUAAUAUUAUGUGUAUUAAUGUAAUUUGUUAACCAUUUACAAAAUUAUGAAAAAAAACCAAAGCAAUUUAGUUGCAUUCCAUUCCAGUGUUGACUGUUUUUUUUAUUAGAUGAAAUUGUUUUUUAUUCUAAUUUUAUUUUAUAAAAUGUUAUAUGUGUAUAGAAUAUUGAUAUUUAACAUUAUAUUUGUUAUAAAUAUACCUUGUAUUAUUAAUGUUAUUAAAUUGAUAUUUUAAGGUAUUAAAUAAUUUUUUAAUGUUUUUAA
Aphis gossypii (cotton aphid) is the source of this 3924-nucleotide messenger RNA. RefSeq names its product cap-specific mRNA (nucleoside-2'-O-)-methyltransferase 2-like. Gene Ontology annotation, molecular function: methyltransferase cap1 activity. Gene Ontology annotation, biological process: 7-methylguanosine mRNA capping. The transcript has 11 exons. NCBI's taxonomy places the organism in Eukaryota, Metazoa, Arthropoda, Insecta, Hemiptera, Aphididae. The record is from RefSeq and is a predicted model, not a curated record. Gene Ontology annotation, cellular component: cytoplasm; nucleus. The coding region runs from base 1024 to 3231 and encodes 735 amino acids.